Molecule: messenger RNA, 390 nt
Organism: Lathyrus sativus (Indian pea)
Lineage: Eukaryota; Viridiplantae; Streptophyta; Magnoliopsida; Fabales; Fabaceae
Source: the annotation of a GenBank genome assembly
AUGGGUAGGUUAUUUCUCAUCAACUUGGAGGGUAGGAUCUAUACCUGCAAAUUCUGUCAUACUCAUCUUGCUUCAUACGAAGACAUCCUUUCUAAGACUUUUCACUGCAGACACGGGAAAGCUUAUCUCUUCAAUAAGGUUGUGAAUGUUUCUCCUGGAGAAACGGAGGAGAGGCAUAUGAUGACUGGGUUACAUACUGUGGCUGACAUUUUCUGUGUCGGUUGUGGAUCGAUUGUGGGUUGGAAAUAUGAAACUGCCCAUGAGAAAGAUCAGAAGUACAAGGAAGGAAAAGCUGUGCUUGAACGGUACAAGGUGUCGGGUCCUGAUGGUAGCAAUUAUCGAAUCAACAAUGGAGCACAUGUUGGCGGAAGCGAUGCAGAUGAUAUAUAG